This is a messenger RNA of Maylandia zebra (zebra mbuna), 3645 nucleotides long. RefSeq names its product Raf-1 proto-oncogene, serine/threonine kinase a (gene raf1a). NCBI's taxonomy places the organism in Eukaryota, Metazoa, Chordata, Actinopteri, Cichliformes, Cichlidae. Gene Ontology annotation, molecular function: MAP kinase kinase kinase activity; ATP binding. Gene Ontology annotation, biological process: protein phosphorylation; MAPK cascade. The record is from RefSeq and is a predicted model, not a curated record. Gene Ontology annotation, cellular component: cytosol; mitochondrion.
AUGACUGCAAGGUCCUGUUUCAAUCAGUGGCGUCAGCCGGACGCACGACACCAACUUAAACUGCUUCACCUUCUUCUCCCGAACAACGUAAACAUUGAGCUGCAAAGCGAAGCACUGCGGACCUACUUUUUGUGGGGGGAGGUUUUAAUUUGAAAGUGCUUCGCUGGAUUUGAAGAAUAUCCCUCGUCGUGUCACUUUGAGGGUCCGACGGACAGACGGAUUUUUUCGCUUUUACCACGAAUUGGAGAUUAAAAAAAAAGAAGAGGAAGAAAAAAAGUUUUCUUCUCUUAUUUUGGGUGGUUCGAAAAGGAGACCCGCCUAUGACCUUACCCUCUUACAUUAAUGCAACAUUUACCGGAUACAGGGUUAUUUGAUACAGUGUCUGGAUCUUUACCGACUUGGAAUUAUUCCUCUUUUCUUUGAAUGCGUUGCAAAUAUGAUGAUGUCACCGAGGCCACUUUUUCCUGAAGUUAUGGCGGAGCACAACUUUUUUAACUUCUCUUGACUAUUGUAAGCACUUGGCUUUACUAAUGGCGCACCCUCAGGGAGUGUGGAAGAGCCUGAGCAACGGUUUUGGAAUGAAGGACUCUCCGUUUGAGGGCCCCUGCCUUUCUCCGACCAUAGUCCAGGGCUAUCCCUGCCAGCGUCGCUCCUCAGAUGACAGCAAGAUGCCCGACUCAAAGGCUAGCAGCACUAUCCGUGUCUACCUCCCGAACCAGCAACGCACUGUGGUAAACGUGCGACCAGGUAUGACUCUUUACCACUGCCUGAUUAAAGCACUGAGGGUGCGGGGCCUGCAGCCUCAGUGCUGCGCUGUCUUCAGGCUGAAUUCAGGACAGGGGAGUAGAAAAUCACGGAUGGAUUGGAAUACCGAUUCCACUUCACUAAUUGGGGAAGAGCUGCAGGUGGAGGUUUUAGAUCACGUCCCCUUGACAACGCAUAAUUUUGUUCGCAAAACAUAUCUGAAACUAGCGUUCUGCGAUAUUUGCCAGAAGUUCCUUCUGAAUGGUUUCCGUUGCCAAACAUGUGGCUACAAAUUCCAUGAGCAUUGUAGCACCAAAGUGCCCACAAUGUGUGUGGACUGGAUCAAUAUCAGGCAACUCUUAUUGUGUCAAACGCCCGGCGAGUGCAAUGCCCCGUCUGUGCCACCGCCUUCGUCCCGGCGUAUGAGAGAGUCUUUAACGCGGCUUCCAAGCUCAGCCUACCGUUAUUCCACCCCUCAUGCCUUCAACUACGCACCACCCACUGGUGGCGGUCUCUCCCAGAGGCAGCGCUCCACUUCUACACCAAAUGUCCACAUGGUUAGCACUACUCUGCCUGUAGACAGCAGCGUGAUCGAGCUAGACUGCCUGAAUACCUCCCCCAGCUCCUGGUGCCAUAGAUUCUGGCUGAAGAGGAAAGUAGGUAUUGUGCACUUCUCCCAGUCUUUUGUUGAGGCCUCACCUGAGAGUCCAGAAAAGGAUGCAAUGCGUGAUCAUGACUCGGCGGGGAGUUCACCCAACCAGAGUCCUACAGGCUGGACCCAAUCCCAAUCCAAAACCCCUGCACCUGCCCAGCGAGAGAGGGCCCCAUCCCUCAACACUCAGGACAAAAUUAAAAUAAGGCCUCGGGAUAAGCGUGACUCCAGUUACUACUGGGAGAUUGAGGCCAGCGAGGUUUAUCUGCACUCCCGCAUUGGUUCCGGCUCCUUCGGAACUGUAUUCAAAGGAAAAUGGCAUGGUGAUGUAGCAGUAAAGAUUUUAAAGGUGACAGACCCUACACCAGAGCAGUUCCAGGCAUUCAGAAAUGAAGUGGCAGUCCUCAGGAAAACACGACAUGUCAACAUCCUGUUGUUCAUGGGUUAUAUGACUAAGGACAACCUGGCCAUUGUGACACAGUGGUGUGAGGGUAGCAGCCUCUACAAGCACAUACAUGUCCUGGAGACAAAUUUCAAGAUGAUCCAGCUCAUAGAUAUUGCCAGGCAGACUGCUCAGGGCAUGGACUAUCUUCAUGCAAAGAACAUCAUUCACCGAGACAUGAAAUCAAACAACAUUUUCUUGCAUGAAGGGCUAACAGUAAAAAUUGGCGACUUUGGUCUUGCUACGGUGAAAGCAAGGUGGAGUGGCUCACAUCAGGUCGAGCAGCCUUCUGGAUCCAUUCUUUGGAUGGCUCCUGAGGUUAUCCGGAUGGAGGAUAAUAAUCCUUACAGCUUCCAGUCUGAUGUCUAUUCCUAUGGAAUUGUUCUCUUUGAGCUCAUGACGGGAGAGCUCCCAUACUCCCAGAUAGGAAAUAGAGAUCAGAUUAUCUUCAUGGUGGGAAGAGGCUAUCUAUCUCCAGACCUCAGCAAGCUCUAUAAAAACUGCCCCAAAGCCAUGAAAAGGUUGGUGGCUGACUGCACCAAGAAGUCCAAGGAUGAGAGGCCACUCUUUCCACAGAUCUUGUCCUCCAUUGAGCUUCUCCAGCAUGCCCUCCCUAAGAUAAACCGCAGUGCCUCAGAACCGUCCCUGCACAGAGCCACUCACACUGAGGAUAUUAAUGCCUGUACUCUGACCAGAGUGCCUGUUUUUUAGAGGCUCAGACAGCACUACCCUUCCUCCUCGGCUUCCGCUCACCCACCUCCUCUGCCUCAUCGACUUAUAUGAAUUAGCUCAAACAUUCAGUAUUCCCAAAUUCUCCAUAAAGAUGCUAAUGUAGCUCGACAGAUACAUAUCCAGUCAUACAAGACAUAAAUUACAUACAUACAUGCUAAUCAGUAAAUUGUGUAAGAAAAAGAGGAGAGAGGGAAGUGCAUCUGCAACUACGGAAGGGAUUGAUUAGUGUUGGAUUGCAUUUGGAUGUACACAUGAAGAGGAUGGCAUAAGAUACGUCAAGGUGAUGUCUUGGUUAUCACCAUAUAUAUUUUAAAUGUAUGCCAGGGCUUCAUGCUGGCAUUGGAUUUGGUAUAACUUGUAAAUAAAUGCACGCACACCUACCUAAGACAACCAUGAAUGGACAUUGAAGAAAGCUCAAGACAGAUGUUUCUCUCAGUUUGGGCUCUGUGAUGUGAAGCCUGUUCUCCUACCAGAAUGUUCUGUUCUCUGAUGAAAAGGACUUUUUAAGCUUACCUGCCUUAAGAGGAAAUGAAGCCUGGAUUAAGAUCCUGCACAACUUCACCUCCUCCUGUUAUCACAAAGCAGUUGGAUGUAGUCCAUUUAGUUGCACAGUAGUAGUUGAUUUAUGUUUUUAUUUUUUUGCGUUGUCUUAAAUGAUAAUGGAGUAGACGUGGGGGGAUUUUUGUCUUUGUGUUGUUGUUGACUUCUUUUAAUUGUCUUUAUUUUUUGGGGUCCUUUUGGAUGAAUUAUAGUCUGUCAGACAGCUGGCAUAUGUGAUGUUGGAUACAUGCACAUUCUUCAAAGCAAAAACAAUGGAUAUGUUUCAGCAGUCUGCACAAAGGUGUCAUACCUCUGAGUAAACCGAUACCCACACGUCUUUAUCACUUCUUACAUUGUUAGGUUAUGAUGAGCUGGACAUUAGGCAGUUGUCUUAAAUAUUUAAAAUUCUUUGGAAACUAAUUUGUAUUUGGUUACCAUGUCACUUUCAGGCAGUUAAAUGUUUUAUUGUGAACUUGGUGAGAAAGUUGUUUAUUUGAUAUUUUAAUAAAAAUUAAGUUAAAUUCCUUUGCCAAAA